This is a messenger RNA of Colletotrichum acutatum, 841 nucleotides long. RefSeq names its product translation machinery-associated protein 22. The transcript is spliced from 4 exons. Gene Ontology annotation, molecular function: translation initiation factor activity; mRNA binding. The coding region runs from base 159 to 749 and encodes 196 amino acids. The record is from RefSeq and is a predicted model, not a curated record. NCBI's taxonomy places the organism in Eukaryota, Fungi, Ascomycota, Sordariomycetes, Glomerellales, Glomerellaceae. Gene Ontology annotation, biological process: translation reinitiation; formation of translation preinitiation complex.
UGAUCCAUUGCCCCGCCAUCGAAAUCAACCCCGCAGUCGGCCGUCCUUGGAAGACCGAGAAGAGAGAGAGGCACGCGUUCCCUACGUACUUGAUUCCUCUGCUUCACAUCCUUUCCGAGCGACCCUUUUACUUUCACAAACGGCUCUUCCAGAUCGUGAUGGCCGACAAUGACAAGUCAGAGACCUCUGGUGAGCCUCAAGGCCGCCAUGUAACUUACUGCGGUGUCUGCACUCUUCCCCCAGAGUACUGCGAGUAUGGAGGCACUGUAAAGAAGUGCCAGGACUGGCUGGAGAAGAAGCAUCCCGACCUUUAUGCGAGAAUCUGGUCAGCAGAGGCCCUUGAACAAGCAACCGCAUCCCUUUCAGUCGACGCCCAGAAGCGAGCCGCCAAAGACGCACAAAAGAAGGCUGCCAAGGCCGAAGCUGCUGAGGCCAAGCAAGCCGACAAGUUGGCCAACAGUAUGGUCACUAUCAAGCGGAUCGAGCGCAACAAGAGAAAGUAUGUCACGUCAGUCUCCGGUCUCGAGUCAUUCGGUCUUGAGAACAAGAAAGUUGCCAAAGAGUUUGGAAAGAAGUUUGCGACUGGCUCGUCCGUCACCAAAACCCCAAGCGGCAGCGAGGAGAUUGUCGUUCAAGGAGACGUCAGCGACGAGAUUGAAGAGUUUUUGUUGGAAAAGUAUAAGGAGAUACCCGAGGAUAACAUUGAGUUGGUCGAGGACAAGAAGAAAAAGGCUGCCCCGACAGCUUGAGCCUUGAAAGGCGUAAUCCAUCAAUUGAGUAUGCCUGGCCGUCAUCAUGUUUCUGUCAUUAUUCCCAGUACGCCAUGUAAAUCCAAUCCAUA